Messenger RNA from Paramuricea clavata, 591 nucleotides. Lineage: Eukaryota; Metazoa; Cnidaria; Anthozoa; Malacalcyonacea; Plexauridae. The record is from the annotation of a GenBank genome assembly.
AUGGAUCUAAAAUUGGUGGAAGUUGAAAAAAACAACCCCAAGUUAUUGAGCAGUGAGUAUUUCUAUAUUUUCAACAGUACUGUAAUUCUGGUCUAUAAACCGAAAGGGAAUAGCAUACAUAGACAAAUAGACUCGAGCUGUGCUUCCUGUGUAUCUCAAUUUAUUCUUUUUAUGUUGAAUAUAUUUGCAGAUAGGCAAGAAUGCAGCAGUUAUACAUUGCUUGAUAACCAAGAUCGAAACAUAAAGUAUACCGGUGGCAGCUCAGAUUUAUGUGACGAUGGUAUUUCAUCUGGAUGGUACAGAUUUGGUGGUGCUGCUGGAAGUCAGUUGUCUACUAUUUGUGUUCCCAGAAAAGACACAAGCAAACGAAAAUGCCAUACUGAUGCUGUUUCAUGGUUGAAUGGCGCUCAUCCAUCUGUGAGUGAUGGAAAAGUCACACGUGAGGUGUGCUUCAGUUGGGACGGUAAUUGUUGUCGGUGGAACAAAAAUAUCGAAGUGAUCAACUGUGGAUUAUUUUAUAUCUACAAACUGGUCUCUUCACCUGUUUGCAGUGGUCGAUACUGCGGAACUGACGUGUGCAUUCUAAGUUAA